AUGGUUCAAGCUUCCGAGGUCCUCAAGGGAAAGACUGGUGUCAUCUACGGUGACGAUGUCUACAACCUCUUCAAGCACGCACAAUCCGAGGGAUACGCCAUCCCCGCGAUCAACGUGACUUCCUCCUCCACCGUCGUCGCAUCCCUCGAGGCUGCCCGCGAUGCCAAGUCCCCCAUCAUCCUCCAAAUGAGCCAGGGUGGUGCCGCAUACUUCGCCGGAAAGGGCGUCGACAACAAGGACCAGAGCGCUUCCAUCCAGGGAGCCAUCGCCGGUGCUCACUACAUCCGCGCAAUUGCGCCCGCAUACGGUAUCCCCGUUGUUCUCCACACCGACCACUGCGCCAAGAAGCUUCUGCCCUGGUUGGACGGCAUGCUCGACGAGGACGAGAAGUUCUUCAAGGCAAAUGGCGUACCGCUGUUCAGCUCCCACAUGAUUGACCUCUCAGAGGAGAGCAAGGAAGAGAACAUUGAGACCACCAAGAAGUACCUCCAGCGCGCUGCUCCCAUGAAGCAAUUCUUGGAGAUGGAGAUUGGAAUCACUGGCGGUGAAGAGGAUGGUGUCAACAACGAGGAUGUUGACAACAACUCGCUCUACACCCAGCCUGAAGAUAUCUUUGACAUCUACAAGACCUUGAGCGAGGUCUCCCAGUACUUCUCGAUCGCCGCUGGCUUCGGUAACGUCCACGGUGUUUACAAGCCUGGUAACGUCAAGCUCCGCCCUGAAUUGCUCCAGAAGCACCAGCAGUUCGUCAAGGAGCAAGUCAAGAGCAAGGACGACAAGCCCGUCUUCCUCGUAUUCCACGGUGGCAGCGGCAGCUCUGUCGACGACUUCCGUCAGGCGAUCUCAUACGGUGUCGUCAAGGUCAACCUCGACACCGAUAUGCAAUGGGCCUACUUGUCGGGUGUUCGCGACUACGUCCUCAACAAGAAGGACUACCUCCUCACUCAAGUUGGUAACCCAGACGGCGAGGACAAGCCCAACAAGAAGGUACGCGAUUACUACUUCUAUUACUAUACGAGCUCUUGGUUAUCACCUACACAUACAUCUAAUACAUAUACCUCCAACAUGACUCUUGGCGACUCUAUCCGCAAAGGCGUGGGUAUGGUCCACGGAACUGGCGAGGCCAUCCGCGGCAACGCUAUGGCUAUAGUCGAUGACGCGAGCGGCGACAAGGCGAGCGCAACCAAGAACCAGGAGAUCGCCAACAAGGGAGUCGACGAGUGGGAUCGAGGCUACCGAGGCCACCCUGCCGACGCUGGUGUUACUCCUGCCGACACUGAUGCCCACCGCGAACGCAUGAACACAACCAACACCACAGCCACAAACUACGGCUCGCACAACUCAAACAUUGGCAACAAGGUCGACCCCAGGUACGACUCGGACAUGGACCACAGGGGAACUGCGACCGGCUCAACAAAUGCUGGACCGCACUCGACCAACGUUGGUAACAAGCUUGACCCGCGCUUCGACUCGGAUGUUGACCAUCGCGCUGAUCCUACAUCGAACGUUGGCGGUACGGGCUACGAGACACCCGAGAAAGACUUUGGAUGGCAGCCCUCGAAAGGGUUCGACGAGGCCUGGCACCCGCCACACGAACAUCAACAUGGGGGAAAUCCUCCCCAUGAGCACCGAGGCUCGAUCGGCGGUUCAUCCGGGUUAGAGGCUGCAAACAAACUCGAUCCCGUAUUCGUUGCUGGGCCCGAUGAAGAAUCGAUGAAGUACGCUGACCACCCCAACAUCCACCAUCUCCGCGGCUCGAUCAGUCGCGCAUCCGGUCUUGAAGCUGCUCAGAAGUUUGACCCUCCUGAAGAAGCGACAGCCCAUCUCACAGACGAACCGUCCGCUCGUGGCCCCGGCUAUAGCCAACCCGACCCAUCAUACCAUCAACCAAAACCCAUACACCAAAGCAGCAUCCUGAACAUGCUCGAGCGGGAUGCUGACUCGCAGCAAUACCAUCAGCCAGACCGCGCUACUACAGAGCCUAUGUCCCAAUGCGAUACACGCUACGAGAAUCCAUCGCAGUCAGAAUUGGGAAGAUAUUCGCCCGAGUCAGACGAUGAGCUACUUCGCCAGUCACGCCGAAGAAGCAAAGCAAGAGUCGAUCCCUCUGCCCCCAUUGUUGGACCCAAGACAAUGAAGAAAGAGCCUAAGUCGACCACGAAUCCUCACAAGAGUGGCCUGAUGAAUGCGCUAGAUCCGAGGGUCGAUCGCAAUGCAGUCAAAAAGUCCAGAAAGAGUGACUGUUACUGA
This is a messenger RNA of Alternaria burnsii, 2250 nucleotides long. RefSeq lists its product as uncharacterized. The record is from RefSeq and is a predicted model, not a curated record. Gene Ontology annotation, biological process: gluconeogenesis; glycolytic process. Bases 1 to 2250 code for a protein of 749 amino acids. Gene Ontology annotation, cellular component: cytosol. Gene Ontology annotation, molecular function: zinc ion binding; fructose-bisphosphate aldolase activity. The transcript has 10 exons. Lineage: Eukaryota; Fungi; Ascomycota; Dothideomycetes; Pleosporales; Pleosporaceae.